AUGGCAGGUGCCUCAAAUGGUUCAACUGUCGCUGGACAAUCUCCCACUAUUUUGAAUGGACCAGUUGGUCUUGUACUUGAUUCGAAUGACAAUAUGUAUUUUUCCGAUAGAGGCAAUUGUCGGGUUAUGUUCUGGGCAAAUGGUGCAUCAUCUGGUUCGACGAUCGCUGGAACAGGCUCAUAUGGAAGUGCAAACAAUGAAUUUGAAAAUCCUUCUAUGAUUGAAUAUGUUUCAAGCACGAAUAUAUUGUACAUCGCUGACACAAUGAAUCAUCGUAUAAUGAAAUAUUUAUUGAAUGCUUCAUCAGGCACUGUAGUUGCAGGUGGAAAUGGACAAGGAUUAAGCAACACUCAGUUAUCGAAACCAUAUGGAAUGGCUUUAGAUUUAUCUACGAAUAGUUUAAUAAUUUGCAAUUAUGCUGCUCAUACUGUAGUUCGUUGGAUAUUAGGUGAUAAUAGUUGGACUCUUAUUGCCGGCAGUGCUAGUGGAACAAGUGGUAGUUCAGCAACACUACUCUAUCAACCGGUAGGUGUAACAUUAGAUCAAUAUGGAAAUAUUUAUGUAGCUGAUUCAGGAAACCAUCGGAUUCAAUGUUUUUUAGUUGGGCAUUCGGCAGGCAUAACGAUCGCAGGCGUUACUGGUUCACCUGGUAUAAGUGCUAGUCAAUUAAAUGCUUCCUUUGGACUGAUAUUAGACAAUCAAUUGAAUUUAUAUGUGGCUGACACCGCUAACAAUCGCAUCCAAAAGUUUGCACGAUACUGA
This is a messenger RNA of Adineta steineri, 762 nucleotides long. The record is from the annotation of a GenBank genome assembly. Lineage: Eukaryota; Metazoa; Rotifera; Eurotatoria; Adinetida; Adinetidae.